This is a messenger RNA of Xyrichtys novacula (pearly razorfish), 10756 nucleotides long. The record is from the annotation of a GenBank genome assembly. Lineage: Eukaryota; Metazoa; Chordata; Actinopteri; Labriformes; Labridae.
GUCAUUUUUUCACCUGACUCGAGGAGAGGAAACAACAAGGAAGAACCUCUUUUUACCUGAACAAUCUUCACACGGUUUGCCUUAACCGGGUAUUUCACCUUCUUCUGCGAACAGGCUCGUGGUUCAGUUACCUGUGGAUUAACAUUGGUGACGGUAAAUUCAUUACUGCUUACUAAAAGAACACGUGAACUUGUGGCUGUUUGACAGAUUAAUGUGAAAUAGUUUGUAUAGGAUUAAGUGCUUUAACUUGAGUAGUUUUUAGUUAAAAUCUCUAACUGUGGUGUGAAAGACGUGAUAUGGAGAUAGAUGACUGUCGAUAAUGAAUAUUGUUAAGACGAUUUUGGCAGUUGCAAUCCGAUUCAGAAAUAGUUAUAUGCGUUACGGUUCUCAUUUUCUCUGCAAUACCAACAAAGUAAUUCACUUUUUAAUUUGUAGAGUAGUAUUUGUGAUACAGUACUUACCAAACAUGCUGUUUUUGGUCACAUUAUAUCUUUAAUGUUAAAAGACAGGAGUGAUAAGUUGAUCAUGUUGGUUAUUAAAAUAUCGAGAUUUCUACAUACAGCGCUACACCUGUUCAUUAAUAAUAAUAAUAAUAAUAAUAAUAACAAUAAUGAAAACUCUUCAGUUUCCACAAAUGCAUGAUUAAUAUCGUCUGUAUCGGCUAUUGAAAUAUAGGCUCUGUAGUCAGCAUACAGUAAAAGUAGAUGGAUAUCUGGGUCACCUCAGUCACUCAUGGAAACAUUUACCUUUGAGUGCGUGUGCUGUGUUUGUGUAAGUGAGUGUCAGCGACCACAGACAAGCGUUAAAUGAGUGUGUGUUUACACUUACAGGAACCUACAGGUAAGCCUCCCUAACCUGAGGUUUAAAGGCCUAGAUUCAUGUUAAGUAGCUGUGUGUAGGCUAACACAGAAAUCUCAUUUAUGCGACCGUUCAUUUCCUUUUUUUCUGAAAGAAUAUGUGGAACAAAACUAAAACAAACAAGCGGUAAAGACGGUCAUUUUUAUCUGCUUGACAUGUGCGAAGUAUGGCAGCCUCCAUACUUCAGAUUUGUGCUUAUCCAAAAGGACUCUAGGGAUUUUCACCCUAUUGUUGUAGCUUUUUUAUUUGAUUUUUUGAUUUUUACAUUUUUACAGAAAUAGACAUACAGUUAAAAAUAGCAAGCUUCAAGAGAAAAAAAUCAAACAGCAGCUUAAGUAUAUGUAAGCCUCGUUCAGAGUUAUAUUUUAGUUGAACCCCAAAUACAACGAUAAUGUACAUAAGUAUCAAACACACACGAAACAAAAAAAAAAAAAAAGUGCACAGCUGUAUUUUGAAAUUGCACCCAGAAGAUUAUAGCUGUGAAAAACUGCUUUAAAAGUAUUUUGACAGGCAUGUAGAUGUUAAAUUACUUUACUGCAAAUAUGUCAAAUGCAUGGUUAAUUUAUGCUAUAGUGAUGUAACACAUCAUUACUCGUAAUUUUUCAUGACCAAACUUUUUAUCUGUUUGGAAGUUUUGCGGUUUUGUUUUCCAUCUAACUGUUGAUCGUGUCUAUACCCACGUGAGUUAAUUUGUCUCUUGUGUAUCAAACAAACAUUUAGAGAAGAAAUCCCCCAGUGGGAGACACUUUCUUAUGAACUACAUUUCAAUUUGAGAGGAAGUGUGGGCUGAUAUAAAAGCUUCCUUAUGUAACUACAAUUCUCACUGCUCUGUACUGUGGUCUAAAGUUAAAAGAAAGCUGAAGGUGUUUGACUGAAAUAUCACUCGUUCUCUGCAGGAUUUUAAAGAGCGGCUGUAACCAAACACACAUGGAUGUCAGGAGGAAGAGGAGGUCCAGUGAUGCUGCCUGUUUCAGUCCACUCAGCUUCAGCCACGAAUAGGUGAGCAAGAAGAGAAGUCAUUUUUGUAUUUUUCCCUUUUUACUCAUUUAGAAAACAACCCCUUAUACCGUAUUGGCUCUUCUCCAGUUUAAGCCACUUAUGUGACCCCAUCUCUGGUCAAUAGCUCCAGUGCCCAGUCUUGUCCCUGGUGGUUUUCUUUUCCCUUGGAUAUCAUGAGAACACCGUAAUAAAAAUGUCAGUCAAUUUCGUAUACACCAAGUCCCAGGAGCUUGAGUUCAUGGCUCCAGGAGAGCAUGUUGCCAUAGUGCUUUUUCACAUUGCUUGACAUUUUGCAGAGGUGCAGUCUGGGAAAAGAUACUCUUAAAUUGAGGAGCUGGCUCGUGGCUUUGCUUUUAUAGUGCCAGAUGAUGUUUUGAUAUCACUGUUGAAGCCAGUGUGAGUCUGAGUUGUAACGGUCUAAGAUGAGGUUGAUACAUGAUUUGAAAAAAGCAUUAUAUCGAUAGUUUUCAUGGAAAAUCAGGAAUAUUUCUAAAGCUUUUAUAUCAUUCAAAUCUUAAAGAUGAGCUCAGACAGUGUUCAAAACAGAGUUCAGUUCAAGUGUUUGUUCUCUCACUUAUUGGCAAGCACUGUGCAUUUAUUACAGUCUUGUAGGUACUGGAUUUGAUUGAUGUAAGUCAUAAAAAGACUUGACGACUCUUAUCUGGCUGAGAAAAUAUUUGAUUGACAUCUGUUCAAACAUAAGGUAUUAGCUAAUGCUGUGAAUUCAAAGGAAGAGAAAAUUAAUCAAGCUGUGUUCACAAAUCUUGGCAGAUCAACGAUCAACACGUGCUGCAAAUAAGCCGCUGGGUGCACCCAGGCUGUAGGCACUGAUGUAUCUUUAGAGCUAGCUUUAGCACAGAGGUGUGGUAAUACCAGGGGGACCAAGGAUAAAACACAACUCUCUUACAGUGGAGCCACUGUGAUGUUGGUUAAUCAUCCCCUCUCUGGAUGUUGGUGUUUUUUGAGCAAGAAGUGACUCUAUUUGGAUAGGAGGGAGGAGCUUGAGAGGGGAGUUUGCAAAUGCCCAGUUAUCAGUGGUACACCUGUGGAGCCGGUGAAUGAGGAACUGGACUUUUAUAAUUGCUACAGAUUAAGAUGUUGCUUGUCUGGUUAACUGAAGGUGUUGGAGUAAAAGGCUAAAGACCAAAGAGAGCCAGUGAAAUGUUGCAAACAUUGACGCACAUGCUCGACAGGAGCCAAAGCAAAGUUUGAACCAAUAUAGCUGACUUAGCUGACUCAAAUGAACCUGUUUACAGAGCUCUGCGGAUCCCAGUCUUCUAUGGGGGUAAAAGCCAACAACAGUCCUGACUCCUAAAAAUAAAUGAAUAUUAUCAUAUGUUAUUGUCUACUGUUGCUCCAUUUUACUGAAUGUGUGUAUCACCAUGAACCACAAAUAAAAAGGCUUCACAGUCACAGAUAAAUGUUUAAUUCUUUUAAUGAUGACAUGCAAACAGUUGUGUUUGUGUGUAAGCAUCAUAAACAUACAUGAAACAGCAGAAAUACUGUUUAAUUUGCACCAAUUUAUUUAAUUUAAAAGUAAUGACAGACAUACUCUCAGAGUUACUGACUGUUUAAUCAUUUAGGUUGGAUAAUCAUAAAGCCAAAUAAAAGUUAAAGUGAAAUGUUUGGUUUACUGAAAAUGUUUCUCAGCUCCGCCUCCUCUCCUCUCAUAUCUGUCAUCAUAUGUUAUAAGAUUGAUGAAAAGAAAAUAAGUUUUUAAUGAAAAGGAUGGUUUAGCAAUUUAGCAAAGAUGCUUCAGUCAACAGCUGCCAUGCUGAUCGCUUGUCGUCAUGCACAACUGCAAGGUUCAUCACAUUAAAACAGUUGAUGUAAAUCUCUACUUUCCUUGAGGUGAAUCAUUUGCUAAAGGAAACAAUAAAGGAAGCAAUGAAGCUGCUUUCUGGGGGAUUUGAAAAGCUCUCAUCAUGGUGGAUACCGAAACACUUCAAGGUUUUUUCACUCAGGCUGGACACACCUGGUGAUUUUAGAGCCCAUUUUACUUCACACUUUCGGGCUAUUGUCCUUUCAUUACAUAAGUCCAGGACACUUGUAGAGUAACUUAGCAUGAUUCAGUGCCCAAAAAACUCCAUAUUUAUCUUUUCCUGGUACAGGUAAAACUCUCAUUUAAGGACUUUUCUGCCUGGAUGGGUUCAUUUUGACUGCUUUUCCACAGAUAUAAAGUUGAAUACAACUUGUGGAUGUCACUUUUUACACAACUUCGUAAUAAUAAGACAACUGCAACGUUCUACCUUCUCAGAAAACAUCUGAGGCUAGCCUUUUGCCCCUAUGUUAUCUCCCUGUUAUUCAUUAGCCACUAUAACAUUACCCAAUGAAAUAGUUUAUUUAAAGCUUGUGGUUUCUCGGCCUUUACAGUGGGUCUUUAUAGAUGAAACAGCUCCAGGUUUCAUUAACAGCUGAGAUCCAAACUUAGCUUGUCCUGGCCUUUGUUUACAAGAGUUACAUUAGUAAAGUGCCAAGCAUCAAAACAGAGUAGUUGUUGUUGUUGUUGUUGUUGUUGUCCUAAAAAUGUUAGAAUUUUCCCACUGGUUUCUGCUACCUUUGUCUUUGGGAAGUGAAGAUAGUGGUGACUUUCCUUCAAAACCAGAAGAAAACUUCAGAACAACUUUCAAAAACACGGCGAAUCAACAAAGUGCAGAAUGAAGGAAAAAGAUGAGCAGUGAUAUUGGUUUGACAGGUAAAGGAAAUACAGAUAAAAGCUCCCGAGUGGGCAUAUUUUGAUGUAACGUUCAAUUCAAGUCUUGUUGAGUUCUUGAAAUGAGCCAGAAAACACAUGCAAGUAUUAAGCCAAAAUGUGUGUAUCUCAUGUUUGGAAACUUUGCUUAAGUUUGGUAUGGACAUCCAACGUUGUAGCAUUUAAAAUAUGGGUUCAGAUGUGGAACAGAGAGGCACCACUGCUCUUGUAGUCAAAGUGUGAGCUCUAUUGACAGAGGUCAUGUCUCCUGCUUUACUUCCUUCCCUCUCCGCUCAUUUCCUGCUCUGUUUACUUUCCUAUCCCCUUAAUAAAAUCAUGAAUGUGACCUAAAAUUUAAAAUGUAAAAUAGGGUCAGAAUAGAGGGCCUCUUAAACUAUAACUAAACAGAUGGGUCAAAGCGAUGGUAGAGACAGCGUUUUAUAAUAUUAUGUGAAUUGUAACUAAGCGCAAUUAGAAAAGGGGAGCUGAUCCAAAAUUUAUAGUUACUAAAGGUCUAAGAAGAUGUUAGCCUCUGUGUCUGUAAGUUUCUGUAGUAAAACAUGAAUGUGUCUUUCUGUGUCUUUCUUUUUUUUAACAAUGUGCUUUAAAUAUUUUUUGCUUUAUUGUUUCUUCUUGUCUGAGUUUUGAUAUCUUGGGUAGGGUUAAUUGUGUAUUUGGUACUGAUCCUUCAGAAAUGUUUUAAAACUGUCAUUCAGAUGAUUAAUAAUUAUGUUAUUUCCCACAGUCACAUCAGCCAGCUGAGCAGGUACCUGAACAUCCACAACACUCCUGAGGAGGACGAUGAGACCAUAAGCAUGGAAGAGCGAGAAGCCAGUGUCCUCACCAAACCAGAGUCCACCCUGAACUCUGAAGAUCCCACCACCCAUCCAGAUCAGCCCACCUUCCCCAAUAACUCCAUGUUCAGUCAACACAGAGAGCAGGUACACACCCUGCCUCCACCUGGCCCAAGCUUCAGCGUAUAUCAGCCUCCUCGCAGUCUGCCUGCAGGGUACAGCCAGCCCACACCGUUCCCCAGCCAGGUACAUGACUCCUGGCUCCAACCGAGCCUCACCAGCAGCUGGUCAGGGUAUCCAAACAGUCUGCCAUCCUGCCUGAGCCAGAAAGAUUUCCCCAGCUGCUCUACAGAGAGCUGCCUGUCGGGAUAUAAGUCUAUGUCCCUUCCUGGCAGACACAGUCCCAGUAUGAGCAGCUUAGAGCAGCCUCUGUCUCUCUGCUCCAACCCGCCAUCCGCCAACCUGUAUCACCACACGCUGCCGCCGUACUCCUGCUCACCACAGGGAGCCGCCUGCUGUGCUCAGUGUCCGGUAGACGGCUUCAACAGAGGGCCUGUGGCCAGCAAACACCCUUGGCCUCCAUAUCAGCAGGGUUACAUCCCCCACUGUGAGUCUCUUCAAGGUCACACUUUUUUACAUGUUUUUAUUUUUUUUGCCUGAAGACACUUGAAGUGUGGAGAGGGUAGUGGGGCAAUCAUGAAACGGCAGGUUAAACUGAUGCGUUGAGGACCUUGCAUCUGUAUUCUGCCAAGACCAAAUGAAAGCUACUGUUGUGCUACGUAAACUGACACAAAAAUGACAAUAAUAUACAAUAAUAUACAAGGGAAAUAAUUAAAUCCAAAUGCAAAACUUUUUUUAUUCAGCAAAAGCUGUAAUCCCAAAUUUUUCUUUGCAGGUCAGCUGGAUCAGACAGGCAAUAGCAAACAAACAAUAGAGGCAACUGUGCAAUAAAGCAAACAACUCAGCUACCUACUAAAGACAUGAACAAGCUGACACAAAAUAAUGGUUCGAUGAUGAUUGAGUACGUUCAAAAGUGAUCAUUCACACAGCUACAAAAGCAGUCCUGUGUUAAAUCAUUCUGUGUCCUGUAGUAUGCUCACAGCAGUGGACUCCUGCCAGCCCCAUUGCACAAUGAAUAACCGUUAGAUAUAUAAUUUCAAGUCACAAUCAAGUUAAAAAAAUCAGCAUGUUUAUUUAUUACAAUUCACAUUAAACUGAAAAUUUCCAUUACAGGCGAUGUUAGGGUGAAAAGGACUUCUUCAGGAGUAUUACUGUUGACAUUCAGCUCCUCGCUGACAUGCCUUUAAACAGAAAUGAUGAUGCAACUUGUUUUUCGCAAGUGAUGUUUAUGGGGCAUUUUUGCCUUUAGUUAAUAGGACAGCUGAAGAGACAGGAAAUGAGAAUGAAGCAGGGAAGACAGCUGAAAAGGGUUGUGGCCUGGAGUUCAACCAGCGACCAACGCCUACAGGUCGACUACAGCCUCUGUAUUUGGGACGAAGGCGAUCAGUGCCCCAAAUGACAAAACUUUGAACUGUGUUGCAAUUAUCAUUACUAAAGUUUGUAGAAAUCAGCAGCUUAGAGAUGCUCCCGCCAGUUCUGCUGUUAGUGCGCGGAUUGCAGGACUACAUGCAUCAGCCUCUCCUCUGUCCAUCUCUCUCUUUCUUCAUCUCCCUCUCUCUAAACCCAGCACAGUCUCAGCAGAUAAUUCCCUCUCCCUCUCUUAUGUCACUUUGAUAAAUGCUGAUAAGUGUUUAACCCAUGUGGUUAAAGAUGGGAUGGGAGUAGGUCUGAUCUUUUAAGAUGAAGCUCAGUCUGAUCCCAUCUUUACAUUGGGUCUUUGUAAACAGAGCCUGGUCUAUACUCAUGCCUUGGGUUUUUGAUUCUGUUUUUGCUGCUUUAGAUCCUGGUGACUACAGACUCCAUGGAGCUCGAUACACACACAUGUGAGUUUUACUUUUCUGCUCCUUUCAUCUAAACUCAUACUGCAAGUUUCUAAUCGAGGUCAAAAUGAUGUUUAUCUCCCUGCAGCGGUCACAAACCUCCAGCUGCAGAGAAGCAGCCUCCGUGCAGCGCGCCGCUCUCUCUGGAGCAGAGUAAGUGUUCAGAUGAGCAGAUUACUGUGAGAGCUGCUGCACACUUCAUCCGUAUACGGUUAAUUUAUUUUUGUGUUUCUUGUGAAUACAGGAAGGGUCUUCGUCACCUAUGAAGCCGACAAUGACAAACACGUCAACGAGAUCAUCAACUUUGUUGCUCUGCUGCGACACAACGGCUUUGACACGCAUGUCAGUAGUUUUGUUUUUUUUAAGACAGACUUAAGUAAUCUGAAAGGCAGAGAUCAGCCUCUCCUUCACAAUCUAAGGUUGAACAUGUAGGCAGGAAGAACUGGAUUGGAUGUUAUUCUUAUUUGUGUGUUUACUGACUUCAGUUUUGCUUCAGAACAAAAGUCCAAAAAUAUCUCAUUUAGUUUUAUCCACUGUUUUUAAAGAACAAUGAAUACAUUGGGAUUUUAUUAUGCAGAAACAGAAGAGGCUUUUAGCAUAUUGCUGUUGAACAUUUUUUUACUUGACUUAGAUUGUAGUUCCCCUCCAUUUUGGGUUCAGUUGAGGUCAGUAUUUACAGGGGUUUGUUUCUGUUUCAUUAGCCACGUGGUUGUGUAGCCUGUAAGUUUGCAAAUUUCUAUGGCACCAAACUGUUUUAUUCUGUGAAAAAAGUGCAGAAUUAAUCACAUCUUGAUCUUAUAUGUUAAUCUUUAAACGUCUCCUUUUAUUUCAGAUCGAUAUUUUUGAGCAGCAGUUCAGAAGUAUCAGCAAGAUAGACUUCAUGGAGCGAUACCUCAGUGAGGUAAAAACAGUCACAUCUGUAUCAGCCUAAAAGUUCAGAAAAAGGAGACAAAAGUCUGAAAUAUUCUGAAUCUUUUCUCCUGCAUUAGUAUUGUUUGAAUGAGAAUGAAUUAAGCCGUGUUGUUUUGUCUGCUUCCCCCUUCAUCCAGAAAGAGUACCUGAUCAUCAUCAUCAUCAGCCCAAAGUACUACGAGACGGUGACAGCCUCACCUGUCGGCCUGGAGAACGACGAGAGGACGUUCAACACCGUCUACAUCCACAAACAGGUUUGACAGUUUGUUUUUAUUUUGUAUUUUAUUCAAAAUGGACGAUGCAGCUCAAAUUGUACCAUCACAGAGUGUACACUGUGACAGAGUGUACACUGGUGCUCUGAUUAGAGUUCAUCACUUUGUAAACUGUUUAUCACUUAUCUUCAGACGCUUGUGGGUAAAGGUUUCAGGCCCAGUUUGAUGAUAGCAUAGAGUGGUUUUUAAUAUGACGUAGAUUAUGUCUUUCUAGUUUGUUGCAGUCAUAUUUCUAGGCAAAGCUUUUGUCUAGGAUUUAAGGUUCCUGGGAGAUGGGGGUUUUUGAUUGCAGAUAUUAAGGCUUUAGCUUGUGCUAUCACAUUUUGUUUUUAAUGCCUAAAAACUGGUGUGAGGGGGUAGGUGUCAGCCGAGCAGCUGAAGAAACAGGCGUGUUUUUGCAAUUUCCACAUUAAGUAUUUACACUAACUGAAACAUUGAGCAGUAAAAAAUCAGCUGGAUGAGAUUUUUGUCAGAAGACACUACUCAAGCAUAUAAAGGAUGAGGUAAGCAAGGACCAGUUUGUCCACAGGCGGCGCCAAAGUUGACAAAAACUUAAAGUUUCUCAAAGGAGCUUUAAAUAAUCGCAACAUUUCCUUCUUUUUAUACUCUAAUCUUUAUCUUCACUCUGGGUUUUGAGCCUUGUAUUUUGCAUAUUUUUGUAGGAAUCACUGAUGGUGACUGAGCUGCAUAUAUAGUCCUCAGGUUGGCAGUAUGAAAAGUAUAUGGUGGAAAAUAUGCAGUUAAAAAAGAUAAAUAGCUGUGAAAAUAUAGAAUAAGCUUUGAAGUGAAAGGAUAUCGGAUCUUUGAAAUGUCAUGGUGCUCCCACACUUUGUAAAAUAAUGAUAUAAUAGCACAGCAAAUAAAGCUUUUAAUAGUCUCUAUUUAAAAAAAAGGCUUGACACAAAAAGAUAAAUUCAAAGAAAAUUCAAAAGGAGAUUUUUAAUUCAAAUUUUCCGUUUUUAAAAAAAGUGGAAAUAUAAAACUAAGUUCCAGGACAGAGGAGUUGAUCUUUAGAGUUUUUGACUUGACUCACAAAAUCAAAAACUUUUUUUUUCUCCCAGAUUGAAUUUCAGUGUCUGCUCUUAUACCUCUCUGUCUCUAAUAUUCUCUAUAUUAUGAUGUGUGCGCCUUUCAGCUCCAGAAUGAGUUCAUCCAGAAUGGAAGCAAGAAUUUCAGGUUCAUUCCCAUCGUCUUCCCCGGGGCCAAAAAGGUAAGAGAGGUUAUAAAUGUGUCACGCUGCUGUUUCUGCCACUGCUGCCAAACACAUACCACACAUAUGCACGGUAUCGCAUCAUCAACUAAACAUACUGUGUUAUUACCUAUACACCUCACACACACACUCUCCUCUCUUCGCAGUGCCACGUCCCAAACUGGCUCCAGAACACACACGUUUACGCUUGGCCACGUGAUCGAGACGACAUCCUGCGGAGACUGAUGAGGGUGGAGAAAUACAACCCUCCACCUGUUGGGGAGCUUCCCACCAUUGUCUCCAUCCCCAUAAAUAUAGGCCCUGACCUUUGAUCUCUGACCUGAACACACACACACACAUACACACACUGGACUGAACUCUUUGCUGAGGUGAAGGCUGGACGUGCAUAUUUUAUCUCCUGAGUUUGACUUUUCGCUGUCUGAACUCGUCUUUAGGUUUUUUGUUUCAUACGUUUAAUGAGUUCCUUUAAAAUCCUCAUAACGCACAGAAAGAGAGAGUUUAUGAUAUUUCUGUUCUGUACAUCUCAUCAGUGUGUAUGAUUUCACCUCUCUACAGUCUGUUUAAACUGCAGAACAUCACGAGUCAUGUUCACUGGUGCUUACUCAUUGUUUACUCUCACAGUCUGAACAUGUUGAGCUCAAUUUAUACAGUCAUGCAUAUAUCCUACUAAAUUAAAACUGUUUAUCGAAACACACACAUGCGCGUGCUAUACGAUUAAAUAUUUGACAGAUAUGAUUAAAGCUUUGAUGACUGGAUGUUUGCAGAGCUGACCAGCACAGCUUUCAUUAGCGGGAAGCAAACAGGCAGGCGUCCCGCAGAUGAAGGCUGCCUGAGAUUUUAUUGUUUUUAUUACUGUAACUGUGAAACAGCUGCAACGCUGCACACAAUAACUAAAAUAGAGAUGCUGUUUACCCUGACUUUUAUGACUCUUCUUGGCACAAGCUGAAUACUACAGACAGAUUUACAACCCCAGCUCCAAAAUGGUUUGAAUGUUAUGUAAAAUGUUGUUAAAAGCAGAUUGUAAAAGUUUGCCAAUCAUUCCAACCCUAUUUCUAAUUAAAAAUAGACAAUCAAAUAGA